CAGCCAUACAUUGUACGAGAGGCUAUCCAUAAUCUCAUCCGUUCUUCCUUUCAUUUCAGUCACACCCCAAACCAAAGCCCUCUUCUUCUCUCUGCUACUUCUACUCACUCACUCACUCCAUUUCAAUAUCGAUAUAUAUAUCAAAAUCCCAACCUUACAAUUUUUCUGAGCUUAAUAAUACCAUCACACUACCUACUACUCCUGCUGCCACAGCUCAUCAUCAACAGCCAGCCAUGGCUUCGGCUAUCCUUUCUGUGGCCAAACCAUCUCUUCAGGCCAGUGGAAAGGGAUUCUCUGAUUUCUCUGGACUGCGCAACUCGACUGCUUUCACUCCAUUUUCCAGGAAGACUACCUCUGAUGACUUUGUUUCUUUCAUCUCCUUCCACACCUCUGCUGUUGGAAGCAGCGGAGGAUACAGAAAAGGAAUAACUGAAGCAAAGCUAAAGGUUGCCAUAAAUGGAUUUGGAAGAAUUGGAAGGAACUUCUUGAGGUGCUGGCAUGGCCGAAAGGACUCUCCUUUAGAUGUCAUCGCCAUCAACGACACCGGCGGUGUCAAGCAAGCUUCUCACCUCCUCAAGUACGACUCCACACUAGGCAUCUUCGACGCCGAUGUCAAGCCUGUUGGAGACGAUGGCAUCUCUGUUGAUGGCAAGGUCAUCAAGGUCGUCUCUAACAGAAACCCUUCCAACCUUCCAUGGAAGGAGUUGGGGAUCGACCUUGUCAUAGAAGGCACAGGUGUGUUCGUGGACAGAGAUGGUGCAGGGAAGCACAUUGAGGCAGGAGCCAAGAAGGUGCUCAUUACAGCCCCAGGAAAGGGUGACAUCCCCACCUACGUGGUGGGAGUGAACGCCGACGGCUACAGCCACGACGAGCCAAUCAUCAGCAACGCCUCUUGCACCACCAACUGCCUUGCCCCCUUCGUCAAGGUUAUUGAUGAGAAGUUUGGCAUCAUCAAGGGCACCAUGACAACCACUCACUCCUACACCGGUGACCAAAGGCUGCUCGAUGCCAGCCACCGCGAUCUUCGUCGUGCUCGUGCUGCUGCUCUCAACAUUGUCCCCACUUCGACUGGUGCAGCCAAGGCUGUUGCCCUUGUUCUCCCUUCCCUCAAGGGCAAACUCAACGGCAUUGCUCUUCGAGUUCCCACCCCCAAUGUCUCGGUUGUCGACCUUGUUGUACAAGUCUCUAAAAAGACCUUUGCUGAGGAGGUUAAUGCUGCUUUCAGAGAAAGUGCUGAUAAGGAACUCAAAGGCAUUCUCUCUGUCUGUGAUGAGCCUCUUGUCUCCGUCGAUUUUAGAUGCACCGAUGUAUCAUCCACCGUCGAUUCUUCGUUGACAAUGGUUAUGGGAGAUGACAUGGUUAAGGUCAUUGCUUGGUAUGAUAAUGAGUGGGGUUACUCACAGAGGGUUGUGGAUUUGGCUGACAUUGUUGCCGAACAGUGGAAAUGAUCCCAAUCCAAUCAUUUUAAUCAGAUUUUUUCCCUGCCUUAUUUAUUAUUCACCAACUGUUUUUUCCCAUCUUUUUUCCUUCUAUUAUGCCUGUCUACAAAAUUGUAAUGAGAACUUUGAACCAAUUUAUCUGGCUUGUCAUUACUCAAUAACAGCUUUUAGAUUUAAAAA
Molecule: messenger RNA, 1619 nt
Organism: Humulus lupulus (European hop)
Lineage: Eukaryota; Viridiplantae; Streptophyta; Magnoliopsida; Rosales; Cannabaceae
Product: glyceraldehyde-3-phosphate dehydrogenase A, chloroplastic
Exons: 4
Coding region: 234-1448 (404 amino acids)
Biological process (GO): glucose metabolic process
Cellular component (GO): chloroplast; apoplast
Molecular function (GO): NAD binding; glyceraldehyde-3-phosphate dehydrogenase (NAD+) (phosphorylating) activity; NADP binding
Source: RefSeq, a predicted model, not a curated record